Messenger RNA from Aethina tumida (small hive beetle), 1724 nucleotides. RefSeq names its product nucleoside diphosphate kinase 7. The record is from RefSeq and is a predicted model, not a curated record. Bases 485 to 1678 code for a protein of 397 amino acids. The transcript has 4 exons. Gene Ontology annotation, cellular component: centrosome. Lineage: Eukaryota; Metazoa; Arthropoda; Insecta; Coleoptera; Nitidulidae.
UUAAUAUUAAAUUAAAUGAUUAAAUAUUUGAAAUGUUAUUAGUGUCUGCUUUAGCUAUUCAAAGAUAUAUCAACUUUUCAAAGCAGCAAACAAGUAUUGGGAAAUUUAGGGUUUUGAAACUGAAUUGUCGCGCAUUUUUAUUUGUUUUACACUAAAUUAUCUGUAAGCAAAUUUGACGACAAACAAAAACGAGUUAAUCUUGAAAUAAUCGGUUUUGACACUAUAAAUAAAAUUAAUUACAUAUUUGUCGCACUUUCAUUUAAAAAUAAAUUUGUUUUCUUCUUUUAUUACAAUUAUUAUUACAAACUAAAAGACUGAUACAAAAUAUUAAUUAAUUAAUUAAUUAAUUAGUUCAAUAUUACUUGAUUAAUGAAGUCGUUGCUAACAAACAGAUAGUUAACGACUACAUUUUAAAAAUAUUUCAGCUAAAAUUUGUCAUUUUUUGUCACUUUUACACAGUUUUACUUAAAACCUCUAGUCCGAAAUGUUCAAUCAACAAACCGGCAAAGUAGAAAUAGAAGAAAAAGAAACUAAAAAACUCGAAACUUAUGAUUAUGAUGAUAAACUUUCUUUUAUCGCUGAAUGGAAAAGUGGUAUAGGAGACCGUCACUUCAUCUUCCACUAUUUCCCAUUCGAUAAAACAAUCCAACUUUACGACAAGGACAAGAACUACUUGUAUUUACGUCGUAUCAAAACCAAAGUACGCUACAUUGAUCUCUAUCCAGGCAAUAAACUAAUGAUAUUCGGCAAACUAAUGACACUAACGGAUUUCGCAAACGUCUUUACCGGUAACAACAUAAGCGAAAUGCGUAGUCUAUGUAUUUUAAAGCCAGUUUUGAAAAGCAUGAGUUACGGUAAAAUUAUAUCAGUAUUAGAGCAAGCCGAUUUGCGAAUAUCACGCAUGACAAGGUGCCGUAUCAGCCGCAAAGAAUCGCUCAAGUUUUACGAAUAUCUGCGCGGUCGCGCCAUUUGUCCCUUCAUGGUCGAGCACUUGGUUUCAGGUCCGUCUUUGGGCUUGGAAAUGGUUGGUCAUGACGCGGUGAGUCGACUGUAUGCGAUUUUAGGUCCCAGAACACCAUCGGAGGGUAGAAAAGUGGCGCCGCACACCCUUAGGGCGAUCUACGGCAAGGACCGUGUCGUUAACGCCAUCCACGGCACUGUGAGGAAGGAUUUAGUGGUCAACGAGCUGUCCAUCUUCUUUCCCCCUAGUCAUCCGCCUGAAACCACUGCCCUUUAUCAGGACAGCACACUGUGCAUUAUUAUGCCGCAUAUAGUUCUGGCCCGGAAAUUGGGAGAGAUCAUUAAUUGCAUCACAGAGUCGCAUUUCCGUGUCACAGCCUUGGAUUCGUUCCACAUGAAUCCUUACAAUACCGAAGAGUUUUUGGCUAGAUACAAAGGUUUGGUGCCCGAUUUCCAUAAAUUUCAGGAGCCGUUCAUGAAUGGGACGAUUGUAGCAUGUGAAAUUUCUGGUCAGGUGAAAGACAUGGACGUAUUUGGAGAGUUCAAGGAGUUUUGCGGGCCGAGGGAUCCGGUCGUUGCAAGGGAGAUACGACCGAACUCGUUACGUGCUAUUUAUGGAAUCGACAGGUACGACAAUGCGGUCUACUGUUCGACUGUCAGAGAGGAUGCGUUAUUAGAACUCGAAUAUUUUUUUAAAAUCGUACGUGAAAGUACAUGAAUUUUAUACACUUUUGUAUUAUAUAUGAAUAAAAUUAUUUUAUAAA